GGAAGCUGGACACAAAAGGAGCUGAGUCAGUAAGGGCAGAGUCAAGGGAAAUGACAACUACUCACAAACACAACUUCUUCACGCCAGAGCCUCAUUAUAUCCCUGGCUAUGCUGGCUUCUAUCCUCAGCUGCGCUACCAAGUGGGGAACACCUACGGCCGCACUACAGCACAGUUGCUCACUGAUCCCAGUGUACAGAAGAGCCCCUGCUCUGUUCUGUCCCCUAUGUCCAAGCCCAAGUUCAUUGAGGACUUCAAGUCCAAGCCACCACGGAUGCUCUGCAGGGACCUGACUGAACCCUAUAUCCCCCACUAUACCAGUCUGAAACCUUACAAGAACUUUGAGAUCAUGGGCCAGCUCCCACACCAGGAGGUGGAGACUCAGGGGCCGCCACACGUGGAGAACCUAACCAGACAGGUUCCACAGCCUGCGGGCUUCAUGCCUUACCCCCCUUAUCCACCAUGCCCUCCGGGAAGAAAGGAUGCCAGAGACUUGGGACAUCCGGGUUUACUACUGGCAUAUGGGGAAGAGGCCUGGAAGAAUGCUGCCCCUGUUCUUGAGACUCCAGGGAGGCCCCAGCUAUGCCACUGCAGGAGGGAUGAGUACUUGCCUCCACAUCCCCAACAGGAGACACUAGACGUGGACAGGUUCCAGCGGCUGCCCCGGCUAGACCACCCCAACCUAAUCCAACGCAAGGCUAUCUCAGGUUAUGCUGGCUUUGUCCCCCGGUUUGCCUGGGUAAUGGGGAUGAAUUACCAUGAUGGAAUCACACAAGCUAUGGAUGAGUUUGACAAGAACCAGUUCACAUUCAGAAACCCAGUCUCUGCCCUUGGUGAAAGGCUGCCCAGGACCCACUGGCCAAACACCACCAUCUACAGAAGCCAAGGUCUGAUUCCUUUCUACAUGGGCUUCAUCCCAUCCAUGCAGGACAACUAUGCACUGACAUUUGGUAACAGCACCCGAAAAGCCUAUAAGAAGGAACUGGAGAGGCGAAGCCACACACUAUGAAACUGCUUUAAUGGUGGAAUCUGUACAAGUGAUGUUGAGACAGACAGCAAGUGCACAGUGGACAUGGCUGUGAGUAAAUAAAGAGUUCACACUG
Molecule: messenger RNA, 1101 nt
Organism: Nannospalax galili (Upper Galilee mountains blind mole rat)
Lineage: Eukaryota; Metazoa; Chordata; Mammalia; Rodentia; Spalacidae
Gene: Cimip2a
Product: family with sequence similarity 166 member A
Exons: 7
Coding region: 51-1007 (318 amino acids)
Source: RefSeq, a predicted model, not a curated record